Molecule: messenger RNA, 672 nt
Organism: Metarhizium album ARSEF 1941
Lineage: Eukaryota; Fungi; Ascomycota; Sordariomycetes; Hypocreales; Clavicipitaceae
Exons: 2
Coding region: 1-672 (223 amino acids)
Biological process (GO): N-acetylglucosamine metabolic process
Cellular component (GO): cytoplasm
Source: RefSeq, a predicted model, not a curated record
AUGGGUCCUUUCCACGCCGUUCCCUUUUGGCAGGUCAACUGUCCUCGCCAUGAGUUGACCCCCGAGUGCCCCCCGUUUCUUGCCGGCCUCAGCGAAAAGGACCGCCGUAUUGUCGGCACGCCAGAUUCCGCCUUCAGGCUUCUGGCAUGGGAUGAGAUCUGCAGCAUCAUCCGAGAGAACCGGCUCGAGGCCUUCCAGAGAAUCCCCUCAGAGCUGAGGCGCUACAAGGCUUUCGCUUUCAAGCUGGCCAAGCAACACGGCAGCAUUGCCAGCUUCGUUCUGCAAGAACGACUGCGGUGGCAGGCCCCUAUCCAUCCGCGGGGGUCGCCUUUCCAGUACGCAGAAGACGUAAAGAUUUUGUGCAACGACUGGCCCUACGGCCUGGACAAGAGAGUCGUCCAUCUUGUUGUCUGGACCAAGUUUGAGCUUGAAAUCAACCCAACCUGCGGCGACCUGACGGACAAGGCGAGAGGAGAGAUUGACGCUUUUGUGAGCAGGACAUUCCGGACACGCGUCCCGGCAGAGAACGUUGUGUGGUUCAGGAACUGGGCUGCGCUCAAGUCCGUUGAUGCCGUGGAACACUUCCACGUGAUGAUGUACGAUGCUGACCCGGCGUUUGUUCGCGAGGUGACUAAUGGUGACGUGCCGUUUUCUGCUCAAGACGGCUUGUAA